AUGGAGUACUAUGCAUCACAAAAAAGCACUAAUGAUCACAUGAAACAUGUCGUUUCAUUGGAAGAGUUUGAGGAAAUUAUGCUAAACAAAGCCAGCCAAUCACAAAUGGCCAAGUAUAACAUGAGUUCCCUGAGAGUUGCUGAUAUAACUGAAGAAUUCAGCAGGCACCCGGGGCUGCCGAGCGGCUGGGAGGAGGCGGCGAGCUGGGGCUGGGGCAGCGCGCCCUGGUCCCCAGGGCCCAGCGGCCCCACCGGCCUCCGCCCUAGGCUUUCCCCGGGCGCCCUGCGGAGCAGGGGAGAAGCGCCCAGACAUACCAUUCGUCACUUAAUUGAAAUGGAAACAUUUCUGGAAACUCUCCAGAUCUUGGGAAAAGUUCUAUACUACCUGUCAGAAUCUUUAGUUUACAUGAUAAUUCCCAAGAGGAAGAAAAGUGUGGCUGGAGAAAUUGUACUUAUAACAGGAGCUGGGAGUGGACUCGGGAGACAGCUGGCCAUUAAAUUUGCCCGUCUUGGAGCCAUUUUAGUUCUCUGGGACAUUAAUAAAGAAGGCAACAUGGAAACAAGUAGACAAGUCCAGGAAAAUGGUGGUGUGAAAGUAUUCACCUAUACUUGUGACUGCAGUAACAGGCAAGAGGUCUACAGUGUUGCGAACCAGGUUAAACAAGAAGUUGGUGAUGUAACUAUCCUCAUUAACAAUGCUGGAAUGGUGACAGGAAAAAUGUUCCUUGAUAUUCCGGAUCAUAUGAUAGAAAAAUCAUUCCUCAUAAAUACCUUGUCACAUUUCUGGACUUAUAAAGCCUUCCUUCCAGCCAUGAUUGAAGCUAACCAUGGUCACUUGGUCUGUAUUUCAAGUGCAGCAGGAUUAAUCGGUUGUGCUAGAUUAGCAGAUUACAGUGCAAGUAAAUUUGCAGCCUGUGGAGUCUUAGAAUCUUUAUUUAUUGAAUUAAAUAUGAACAAGCAAAAUAAAAUCAAAACUACCAUAAUUUGUCCAUAUUUCAUCAAAACUGGUAUGUUUGAUGGCUGUACAACCAAAUACCCAUUUCUAUUACCUUUAAUGGAUACAGAGUACGUGACUCAAACCACUGUAAAUGCUAUUUUAGAGGAAGAUUUUUAUACACUAAUUCCCAAGUUUUUGUAUGUUGCUCUGACCCCUAAAUUACUUGUAAAAUGCCUGUAUGCUGCUAACAGUAACCACAUACCUACUAAGUUAAAAUCUGGCACAUCUAGCCCACUCAACACUACCACAGAAGAAAGGUUUAGUGAGGAACUUCUAUAA
Molecule: messenger RNA, 1275 nt
Organism: Echinops telfairi (small Madagascar hedgehog)
Lineage: Eukaryota; Metazoa; Chordata; Mammalia; Afrosoricida; Tenrecidae
Gene: SDR16C5
Product: short chain dehydrogenase/reductase family 16C member 5
Exons: 8
Coding region: 1-1275 (424 amino acids)
Cellular component (GO): lipid droplet
Molecular function (GO): oxidoreductase activity, acting on the CH-OH group of donors, NAD or NADP as acceptor
Source: RefSeq, a predicted model, not a curated record